This is a messenger RNA of Closterium sp. NIES-67, 1027 nucleotides long. NCBI's taxonomy places the organism in Eukaryota, Viridiplantae, Streptophyta, Zygnematophyceae, Desmidiales, Closteriaceae. The record is from the annotation of a GenBank genome assembly.
GAAUUCCCUCCCUGCUUCACCUCUCCCUCGCUGCUCGCUCGCUCUCCCUCCCACCCACCUUGCCCUCUCACUCGCCGGGCCCUGCCCCUCAAGUUUUUUCCUUCAACUAGUUUCUGCUCCUUUUCCCUUCCUCCCUCUCCUCGUGUUGACCUGACUCCCCUCCAACCAUGGUGAAGUACCGGUUCCACCAGUACCAUGUCGUGGGGCGCAUGAACCCGAGCCCCAACGACCCCACGCCCAAGAUCUACCGCAUGAAGCUCUGGGCCAUCGACCAAGUGCGCGCCAAGAGCAAGUUCUGGUACUUCCUGAGCCAGCUGCGUAGAGUGAAGAAGGCCCACGGUCAAGUGCUAGCGAUCAAUGAGAUCUUUGAGAAGAACCCGACGGUGGUAAAGAACUAUGGCAUGUGGGUGCGGUACCAGAGCCGCACGGGGUACCACAACAUGUACAAGGAGUACCGCGACACCACGCUCAACGGCGCCGUGCAGCAGAUGUACGACGAGAUGGCGUCCCGCCACCGCGUGCGCUUCCACGGCAUCCAGAUCAUCAAGACAGCGCUGGUGCCGGACGACAAGGUGAAGCGCGUCAACACCCUGCAGUUCAUCGGCGACAAGAUCCGCUUCCCCCUGCCCAACCGCUCCGUGCGUGCCUCGUCCCGCAGCCUCAAGACCACCUACAAGGCCUCGCGCCCCAACACAUUUGUGUAAACGUGCUCGAAUCUGGCGUAUACAUUGGAUGUGUGGGGUGGGGUGGUGCUUACAAGGGUUGAGAUGAGGGAGGAGGGGUAUCAGUGCUCUUUGUGCUGUAUUGUCUGUGCCCUUAUUCUCUCAUGUAUGUGGCCCAGUAGUGCAACGGAUGUCAUUCUCUCCCGUCGUUAGCCAUUAGUCCCGUUACUUACCCUGCAUGGUAGCACGUAAUAGCGGAAGCAACAAUUUAAUUCCAAACGAAGGCCUAGUACUCUACAAGUCUGUUUUGUAACGUUGACACUGUCAACUUGACAGCUCACAGAAAUUCUAGAUAUUUGCACAGU